AUGGAAGAUGCAUCUUCAUACAAGUUUGAUCUUUGUCCUACUGGAAUAGAACCUGAUUCCAUUCUUAAAGCACAUAAUAUUAUUUCUAGAUCCAAUGUUGUCUUGAGAGAUAUUACAGAGCCAGAAGAUAACUUUAAGAAGGAGUGCAUUUGUACGAUGAAAUGCCGUUUUUCAAAGUGUCCAUAUACUCAAAAGGUUUUUGCCAAUUUUGAAAAGGAACGUGUGCGUCAUAACCACACCGAUAAAGAGUUGAUUGAGAAGUGCUAUUUAGGGUAUUUGAACAGCUACAUUAAGUUCUUUGUUCCCGUGUCCACGGAUACGACGGCAACAAACAUGAAAAUGUGUAUUAAGAAAGCCAUUUGUUCCCAAGAAGUUGAGGACUCAGAGACAUCAAAGAAAUUGUCAGCGUUAGGAUUCAAUACUGGUCCUCUAUCUAAGUUUAGAGCCGAAGUAUCGGAGGUGCAGAAAAGUGCAAAAAUGUGUGGAAAUAAUAGUUCCACAUCCGAGACUGACAUCACACAAGUAUGUACCGCCGUUAACAAUGAUGCAUCAAAUGAAAAGGAAGAUGCUGAUCAUUUGAAAUAG
This is a messenger RNA of Brettanomyces bruxellensis, 585 nucleotides long. RefSeq lists its product as uncharacterized. The coding region runs from base 1 to 585 and encodes 194 amino acids. The transcript has 3 exons. NCBI's taxonomy places the organism in Eukaryota, Fungi, Ascomycota, Pichiomycetes, Pichiales, Pichiaceae. The record is from RefSeq and is a predicted model, not a curated record.